Messenger RNA from Hermetia illucens (black soldier fly), 797 nucleotides. RefSeq names its product cilia- and flagella-associated protein 299-like. Lineage: Eukaryota; Metazoa; Arthropoda; Insecta; Diptera; Stratiomyidae. The transcript is spliced from 3 exons. The record is from RefSeq and is a predicted model, not a curated record. The coding region runs from base 80 to 790 and encodes 236 amino acids.
CAUAAGUCAGUGUCAAAAAAGGAAACUUCUGAAAUACUCCAUCCCCCAAUAGUCACGCGGCCACCAACAAACAUACAAAAUGGAAAAAGCAGACGAAAAACUGAUCCUUGACUAUCAUUCCUACGAUGACUACCUAGACUCCUUCGUCACCCGUGAAGAUCUUCGCUACCUUGGAAGCGUGGCUUCAGCAAGAAUGAUAGCAGAACUUGGUUACAGAUCCACCACAGACACCCUCUCCCGUCAACAGUUUGAUCUAAGAAAAGCCCUUGCUAUGUCUGAGGUGUUCCCCGCAAAAAGACAGCAUGCACUUGCUUGCGAAGGAAUCACCAUAGUGGAUCCUUUUCUGUCAGAACUGGCACUAAGGGAACGGUCCAAUCGUUUAAGGAUGUUGUCUACAAUAAUUUUCAUCAGAGACCUGACGAAGUCUGGAUUCGAGAUAUCUGGGUACAUAGACUAUGAGCAGAGUCUUAGGAGGUCAACAACAAAGGCGGAGGAUGCAGUUGACUGGCAUGCGAUUUUUAAGCAGAAGAAACGGUUAUGGCCGCAAAAGACGGACUUGAGUUAUUUUCAUUGGCGUUCAGGAUUUUCUGUUCACAACCAUUCAGAUAAUUAUCAGGUAGUAUCCGAUAGCCAAAAAGGACUUGUUUUCAUUCAUAAAGGUGAUCGAAAAAUGAUCUGUGUCGAUCCAUUUGUCGAGAAUCCUGGAUCAUACACAACACGAACGAUAGUCUAUUCAGAUAAAUACAACCACGUUGUUCUUUACGAUCAUGUUGUUCGAAAUAAAAUAUAGAAACAGU